Zingiber officinale is the source of this 2685-nucleotide messenger RNA. RefSeq lists its product as uncharacterized. The transcript has 12 exons. Bases 618 to 2384 code for a protein of 588 amino acids. The record is from RefSeq and is a predicted model, not a curated record. Lineage: Eukaryota; Viridiplantae; Streptophyta; Magnoliopsida; Zingiberales; Zingiberaceae.
ACCCUUUUGGUAAAUUGCCGAAGAAAACAAGACAAAGAGAACAGAGAGAAGAAAGAAAGGGUUUCUUCUUUGCUACUGCCACCGACGCGAACCCAAACGGAUUUCGCCGCCGCCGCCCUUACUCUCCGUCCAGUCUCUGCUCCGGUCAGAGGAGGCACCGCCGGCCAUAUCUGCUGCUCCGGCAUCCUUCCUUGGCCGCUAGAUCCGGCCAAAAUCGUCACUGCCCAAAGGUGCCUGCCGCCUCUAUUGUGCCGACGAAGCCCCGCGAAUUUUCCUAUCUCCUUCCACGGCCCUUGGUCCUCGAGCAGAGUUCGCAUCUUCCUCGAAUUUUCCUGGUUCGGAACAGGGAUUGAAGCCCGAAGCGACAGCCUCCCAUCGCGGGCUGAGAAGAAGCCUCAGAAGCACGGCCUGCUCUCCUCUCCGGUUCUCCAACAGCAAUCUUGAUUUCAGCGAUCUCCCUUGGUUCGGAAAAGGGAUUAAAGUUCACAGUGGCCUCCUCUCCUGUCGAUUUGAGCAGAAUCUGCAGCGUUUAGUUUGGCUCCCACAUCGUCCCUUGUUCCGCUUCCACUACGCACGGAAAAAUAACUGUAUUCUUCAUAGCUGAGCUCUGUCACGGAAUGGGAAGAGCUCGCCGAUCCUCCUCACGGUCGUUUUCAUCUGACAGCGAGAGCGCCGAUAAGACUGAGAAAAGAAGUAAGGAGAAAGAGACGAGUAGGUCAAGCCGUCACAAGGAGAGCAGUGGACAAAAAAAGAAAAGACACUCCAAGUCCGAGAGAAGGCGGGAUCAUGAGGAGCGUCGGGGAAAGCGAAGGGAUAGGAAGAAGUUGGAGAAGAGGCAUAAGAGUCGGAGGGAAAAGGAUGGCAGUGACGAUUCAGAUUAUUCUCAUUUUUCAUCUUCUUAUUCCGGUGAGGAUUCCGACUCUCAAUCGUCCAGACCUGAAGCAAUUGCUCGCCUCUUCCUUCAGAAAUUUCCGAAUGCUGCAGAUGAUCUAAAACAGCUUCUUCACAUGAUCGACAGUGGACAAGGUGUUGAUGUAGGAGGAAUUUCAGAUAAGUCACUGGUGAAACUUCUAAGACGUCUUUUCCAAUCUUUAAAUCUAAAAAAAAAUGAUUACGGUGUUUAUUUGUUGCGUCGAAAAGGCAUUCCAACUUUAGAUAUUGUUGGUCCAAUACUAUGCCCAUAUUUGAAAACUGGAGAUAGUCUGCAUCCUGUGUCCAAAGAACCACAUACUCAAGUGUCUUCACCAUCUGAACAUUCACCUAAGGACCAAGCUGAAAAUGACACAAACCUAAAUGAGUUACAAGAUGAAGGACCAACACCUGGAAGAAGAAGAUUGAUUGGACCUGAAAUGCCAUCUCGAGAAGUAUUGGCUGCUGCUGCUGAGUUGACAGAGGCAGAAUGUUUGCUAAGGGAAGCUGAGCUGGACAUUGACAGUGAAUUGCUCAUUGGCCCCCCUCCUCCCGCCAUAGUUUCGGAAGCUGCAUCUGCAAAUGAAGCUGAACGCUUUGAGGAGGUAGCUCGGAUUGUCGGUGCUGAUGUUGAUAAACCAUAUGACAUUCUUGGAGUCAAUUGGAAGAUGUCAUCUGAAAAUAUCAAGAAAAGAUACUGGAAGUUAUCUCUUUUGGUGCAUCCGGACAAAUGUACUCACCCUCAAGCACACCAAGCAUUUGUGUUAUUGAACCAAGCAUUCAAAGAUUUACAGGAUCCUGACAAGCGUAAGAGCCUUGAUGAUAAGAUUAAAAAGAGAGAGGAAGAAGAGGAGAUGAAGGUGGAAUUGCGAGCACUACGUGAAGCUGCUGAGUGGAGGAAAUCACAAGGGAUAUCAAUGGAAGGUGAUGAUGAACUUCUUGCUAUGCCUAUGGCACCCAUAAAUCAGGAUGAGCGGGAACCAUCAAAAAGGGAAGAAUGGAUGACAACAUUACCUCCUGAAAGAAAACCAGGAAUGACUAUGCAAUCAACUUCAUUUAGUAGGACCACUAAAGAGGGCCGAGGUGAUACUAGCGCUUGGACUGACAACCCCCUUGACAAGGCUCAAAAGGCAAAGCAGAAUUAUUUGGAAGCUUAUAAUAAAGCCAAGACUCUCGGCGAUGUUGAGGGUGAAAAGGAAAGAAAGACGAAGGAUGCUGACUUAGUUGACAAAUAUAAUGCUUCAAAACGUUCGGUAUCACUGGUGCAAAAACACAGAGAGGAGAGUUCUCGUCCAAAAAAGAAAGUAAAGCGUCCAGAGAAAGAUGAAUGGGAAGGUCAGCAUCCUUGGAAACCUUGGGACCGUGAGAAAGAUUUGACUGCUGGGCGGAAGAAGGUCAACUUUGAUGCUGACAAUAUGUCACAAGGAUUGUCUUCUCGCUUCUCAUCUGGAUCAGUGCAGAGGAAUUUCUUAUAAGGAGUCCCGUUAACCCCAAAAGGCUCAUCUUAUUAUUCAGAUUUUGAAGACAUUUGGAUGAGGAAUUAGAUCUCUGAACUGAAAUUUUACUCGAGAGUUCUGCGUGUACUUGUUUCUCAGUAUCCGGAUUGCAAGAAUACGAAGGCAAGAUAAAUUAAUUCUCUGGUGUAUAUUUUUCAAGUUGAAUCCUCCAUGUCAGCAAGUUCAGAUCAUAUGUUCUUUGUACUUGCACGAUGCUUGUAACUACAUAAAUCUACAUGUAAAAUCAUAUUAAUUAAAAAAAAAGUGAAUUAAGAUUUAA